AAAACUAACCUGUCAAAUAAUGUCAACAUACGUGUAUUGAAAAACAUUGGCGAAAUGACGAAUUUACAGGAAGUCCCGACCGAUGAGUUAUUGUCGUUCCACGAUUAUCCAACUGUUCACCAAUCUGGAUCACCGGACAAUGCUCAAAUCACCAUCAACACCAAUGUACAAAACAAUGAAUCAAAAGGUGGUGGCGGCGGUGAUAUCCCCACUGAUACUGCAGACAAUACCAUGAAGUCAUUCUGGUCUAUAGAGUACUACCAGAAGUUCUUUGAUGUGGAUACACAGGAUGUGGUAGACCGUAUACUGGCUUCAAUAACACCCAGACGUGACAAUUCGUUAAAACACCACCUGAGGCGCAAGCCAGACCUCUAUGGCCCAAUUUGGAUAUCAAUAACAUUAAUUUUCACAAUUGCAAUCAGCGGAAAUGUCGCAAAUUAUCUCCAAAACGCCAACAAACAGAUCCACUGGCAGUAUGACUUCCACCUGGUGUCAUAUGCCGCAACCGCAAUAAUUUUAUAUGUCACCCUUGUACCAUUCACACUGUGGGGCUUGUUGAAGUGGAGCUCUGAUGUGAACGAUUUGGAGGGUCUUGAAACUGAUGUUAUACCAGGAGCACUGGAAUUAAUUUGCAUUUACGGAUAUUCCUUAUUUAUUUACAUUCCAGUUUCGAUUUUGUGGUCCAUACAGAUUGGAACUCUGCAAUGGAUCCUAGUGAUGGUGGCUUCCACUGUGUCUGGUUCUGUACUGCUGUUUACCUUGUUGCCAGCCCUCAGGGUGUCAAAGCAUAAAUUAUUCUUAAUAAUUGGCAUUAUUUUAUGUCACUUUAUCCUUGCUGCUGGAUUUAAGAUGUACUUCUUCCAUUCUCCAGUCACCUAUGAACUUAAGGUUCCUCAUGAAAAUGUCGUGAAAGCAACUGUGGCCCCAGUUGUUAAUGGGACUUUGUAAUUUUGUUUACUUUGUAUAUUUUGUUUCGUUUUUGUGAUAUGUAUUUAAUAAAUAUCUACAUAAGUAA
This is a messenger RNA of Aethina tumida (small hive beetle), 1015 nucleotides long. RefSeq names its product protein YIPF1. Gene Ontology annotation, biological process: vesicle-mediated transport. Lineage: Eukaryota; Metazoa; Arthropoda; Insecta; Coleoptera; Nitidulidae. Bases 55 to 948 code for a protein of 297 amino acids. The record is from RefSeq and is a predicted model, not a curated record. The transcript has 2 exons. Gene Ontology annotation, molecular function: small GTPase binding. Gene Ontology annotation, cellular component: Golgi apparatus; membrane.